Molecule: messenger RNA, 1547 nt
Organism: Hordeum vulgare subsp. vulgare (domesticated barley)
Lineage: Eukaryota; Viridiplantae; Streptophyta; Magnoliopsida; Poales; Poaceae
Exons: 2
Coding region: 81-1439 (452 amino acids)
Source: RefSeq, a predicted model, not a curated record
CUGCAUCAGCGAUCAGUUUCCUCCCAUUUCCUCUCUCCAACUCAACAAUUGCCACACGUACAGUUUGUACAAGUUAUGAGAUGGAACUUGCCAUAUCUGCAGUAACAGGUGAGCUUGUGAGCCGAUUCAUCACCUUCCUCACCAACAGGUAUUCAUGCCAUGCAUGCUCUGACGAGAAGCGUCUGGAGAGGCUGCAGCAACUGCUCCUGAGAGCUCGCACCGUCGUCGAGGAGGCGGACGGGCGCUACAUCACCAAUUCCGGGAUGCUGGCACAGCUCAAGAUGCUCGCGGACGCCAUGUACCGAGGAUACUGGGCGAUGGGCGCGUUCAAGUACCGAUCCCUCAAGGAGACUCCCAUGGCGGAUGAGGAGGAGGAGGAGGAGGAGGUUAGCAGCUCAUCAUCUCGUCUCAAACGUUCUCGUAUAAUUCAUGGGACUGCUAGAAAACACAAGGAAAGACACCUCAUGGAGUUUCAUGCUGCACUUGAAAGCCUAGAAAUUGCGGUUGCCAACAUCACAGAGUUUGUUGUGAUUUUGAGUGGAUGCGACCGUAUGGUGCGCAGACCAUAUGAUACAUAUCUUUACACUGACAACUUUGUGUUUGGUCGCCAUUCCGAAAAGCAAAUGAUCUUGAGCUUCCUCUUGCAACACAGCCCUGCUGCUGCCGCGCCAGCCGUUCUUCCAAUCAUCGGCGGGCUUGCGGUGGGGAAGAAAACUUUGGUUGCGCAUGUAUGCAAGGAUGAGAGGGUUUGCUCGCACUUCUCUUCAAUUAUUCGCUUGAAUGAAACCGAACUUUGUAAAAUAGCGGAUAGAGGAAGUAUCAUGUCAGGGACAGGGAGGAUAUUGAUAGUUGUUGAGAUUUUUUCAGAUGUGGAUGAAAAGGAUUGGACCACAUUUUAUUCAUAUGUGGCGACCAUGGAUGGAGGAAGCAAAGUGAUCAUCUUAAGUAGGCUUAACAAGAUGAAGAGAUUUGGAACUGUGAAUCCAAUCUUUCUCAAUGCCCUGACAUAUGAGGAAUUCAGCUACCUCUUCAAGGCACUCGCGUUCGGAAGUGCGAAUCCGGUGGAACACCCGCAGUUAGUACAAAUAGCAGACAGUAUAUUGAGCAGGUGCAGGAGACUAGUUGAUAGAAACCUCACCAUGUUUGGUGAGCAUCCGAAAUUACGUCUUGAAAAAGGUCUUCCGAUUGACGUGACGGACAUGGUUCUGCGUCCUGCUUCUCCACUUCAGUUCAUUUGGAAUAGCUCAAACAAUGUUCCAGCAAAGGAAUUACCACAGGUGACCUUUACGGAGAUGUUAGUGGAUCUUAGGCCGAAGAUGCAGGCCACUGUAGUGAGAUUUGAAUCAAGAAUUCCACCUUAUACUACAUUUGAUCACAUUCUUUCAAGUUAUGCUCAAGAUACUCCUCUGCCCGGGACCAAGCGUAGAGGAGUGCCUUAAUUUCAAAUCUUAGGGGUCUUGUGCAUGUGUAGUCUUAAUUGUUGUAAUAUGUUAUGAAAACCUUCCCUAUGAUCAAUGAAAGUUCUACAUCGUAUGAUUUCGUGAAAA